Molecule: messenger RNA, 708 nt
Organism: Closterium sp. Naga37s-1
Lineage: Eukaryota; Viridiplantae; Streptophyta; Zygnematophyceae; Desmidiales; Closteriaceae
Source: the annotation of a GenBank genome assembly
AUGGCAGUAAGCGGGAUGAGGCGUAUGAGCAGUGAGGUGGUGCGACAGACGCAGAAGCCACAGGAAACGGUGAUCAUCAGCGACAGAUGCGCGGAAAGACUGGCUGAGAUUAUUAAAGAGGAAGGGCGUGACGUGUGUUUACGAUUGACCGUGGAGGGAGGUGGCUGUUCUGGGUUCCAGUAUAUUUUCACUCACGAUGACAAGGUCACUGCUGAGGAUAGCGUUUUCGAGCGUGAUGGAGUACGGCUGGUGGUAGACAACGUAUCUUUGCUUUUUGUGGAUGGCGCCACUGUGGACUUCACUGACGAACUUAUUCGUUCUUCCUUUCAGGUGAUCAGCAAUCCCAAUUCAGCAUUCGUGGUGGUGGACGAGGCCGUCGUGCAGUUCAUUCGCGGCGUCAACGAACAAACCAUUCCCGAAGUCCGACUCACGCGAUCCAGGGACGGCACCAGCGGCACGGCCACGUUCGUGUUUGAGCAGCCGUCUGUGUUCGACCAGCCCAGCGACCUGGGUGAUAUCACGGGACUAUUCAUGAUCGACGAGGAGGGCGACCUGCAGACGGUGGAUGUGAGCGCCAAGUUUAUCAAUGGCAAGCCAGCGGGCAUCGAGGCUAAAUACAUCAUGCGCACGGAGAGGGAAUGGGACCGCUUCAUGCGCUUCAUGGAGCGAUACGCUGAGGCCAACAACCUGGGCUUUGUCAAGAAGUGA